Maniola jurtina (meadow brown) is the source of this 828-nucleotide messenger RNA. RefSeq lists its product as uncharacterized. The transcript has 4 exons. Lineage: Eukaryota; Metazoa; Arthropoda; Insecta; Lepidoptera; Nymphalidae. The record is from RefSeq and is a predicted model, not a curated record. The coding region runs from base 193 to 828 and encodes 211 amino acids.
AUCAAGCUUAGACAAAUUCAUAUUUUUAAACGUACGCGACCAGUUAAAACGUUUCUGAGUGAACUGUGAUAAUAAAUUGUAAUAAAAAAUAUAAUUAUAAUAAUACCAAGGCUAACAACAAUAACAUAACUAAAUAAAACGUAUUGACAAAGCCUCGAGGAAAGAAUUUUUGUGUUAUUAGUAUCACUCAUAAUGAUACGCCAAAUAAAUUUUGUAUCGGUAAUCCUUCUAGGCUUUGGAAUAUUAUUUAUCAGAGAAACAUCAUGUUAUCCGGCAGAAACAUCAGAUGAUUUUUUAUCUCUUGGACUAAAUUAUUUUACAAAAACAGCAAAAUCAGUUUCUCCUAAUUAUGGAUUUAACAGACUGUUAUCUCCAUUUUCAGAUCUUCAGACCAGAAUUCGUAAUAGUAUGCAUAAUACUGAGCGAAAUAAUAUAGAUUGGAUCCAAAAAUCUCUGCAUCCAUGGCAGAUAAAUAGAUAUAAUGCAGAGAAAUCAAAGGAAAACUUUGAAAAACAAUAUAGAUCUAACGAAGAACCUAGUAAUUUGCAAUGGAAUAUCUUUACGAAUAAAAAUAUCGGAAAGUUAUCGUCUGUGACUCCAAAUAAUGUAAUUGUAAGCGAUGAUCGGGCAACUGAACAGUAUGUAAAGUAUGCUACGAAUAAAGCUGUGUGCAACAAUGAUGAUAACACAUAUGAAACUGAAACUUCAACAAGUACUGAAGCAACAACUGAAUUUACAACUGAUUCUACUGAAUAUACAACCGAGAUUGAUGAACUAUCAAAUCGACUCGCCGUACCGCCCCAAGUUGUUGCAUCACUUCUUGGAUGA